CAUUGAUAUAUGCCUUGAAGUAGGAUCUGGAUCUGGAGUAGUUUCAACUUUUUUAGCUUCAAUUGUUGGAUCCAAAGCAUUUUACAUGUGUACUGAUAUCAACCCUGUGGCUGGUCUAUGCACAGUAGAGACAGCUAGAGAAAAUAGUGUUCACAUUCAGCCAGUAAUUACUGACCUGGUAAGACAAAUUAUAAUUAAUUGUUUUGGUCAACAAAUUUGAAAACAUUAUCAAUAUUCAAACAUUGUUUAUGUUACAUUUUAGGGUAAGAAUGGCUAUUUAUAACAUGAAUGUCUAGAAGUAAUGGAGCUCUUCUGCUUGACUGUGUACUAGUCAGCUUGUUCUGACCCAGUUCCCCAAACACGACAAACCCUCUGAAGUUAACUCAAAUAUUACUUUAUUAGGAGUGCCAGCAGCCGCAGCA
Thamnophis sirtalis is the source of this 422-nucleotide messenger RNA. Lineage: Eukaryota; Metazoa; Chordata; Lepidosauria; Squamata; Natricidae. The record is from RefSeq and is a predicted model, not a curated record.